UGGCUCGUCCAUUCGACUCGCUACCAGUCAUCUUUUCCGAGGAAUCUGGCAUCGAUCGGCAAAUGUCGACUAAAGAGUACGGCGUUACGUACGACCGACCGCAGAGCGUGCCGACUUCACUAUCGAGAAAGUCAUUGCAGGGUCUGAAGACUCUUAUUGAUUUUGUUCAGAUCGUCUGGAGUGACUUCACAAAUACGACGAGAUGCCGAGUUCUUCCUUGGGCCUACUUUGAGAAGCUUAUGCAAUCAAGCCAAGGGCAUGGCGCGGAAGGCGAGUGGCACUUGGCAAUCGAUAUCGACACGAUCAGAGCUUGUCCUUAUCGGGAGCGCACUGCGAUGGUAAUGGGUUGGUUCCAGGAAAAAUGGCCCCAAAACCCUGAAAAACCUCUGGAUUGUGUCUAUGAUCCCAGAUCAAUUCUGAGGAGGAUAGUGGACGAGGCUCGACGCACGGCGAAGGUCACUUUCCUCGUCGGUUUCGAAAUCGAAUUCACGUUGUUGAACCGUGAUGAACCUGUAAACAAGAAAUGGUUUUCGACAGCAGGGUCAUUGCGCUCCGGUGCCGUUGAAACGACCGUCCUCACAGCGAUUGCGAAUUCACUGAAGGAUGGUGGAGUUGAGUUGCAAAUGUUCCAUGCUGAAGCUGCUCCAGGACAGUACGAGUUAGUUUUGGGCCCUUUGCCGCCCGUUGAAGCAGCAGAUGCGAUCAUCUAUACUCGCGAAACAAUUUAUAACAUUGCUUCAGAUCACAAGCUUCGUGCCACUAUGGCUCCUCGUCUUUACUCUGACAAUUGUGGAAGCGCGAUGCAUACCCACGUCUCUGUGAGCGCCUUGGAAACAUCCGCUCCUUCUCCAACUCCAAGCCUCAAUAUUGUCGAGUCGACCUUUCUCGCCGGUCUUCUUGAGCAUUUACCGGCUAUCCAGGUCUUCACGAUGGCUUUGCCCCCAUCCUACGACCGCAUGUUAGACGGAAUCUGGUCUGGUGGGACCUAUGUAUGUUGGGGUGAUAGCAACAAGGAGGUCCCAGUAAGGCUAUGUAACCGAUAUAGUGACUCGUCAAGAAAUUUUGAGGUGAAAUGUGUGGAUGGUUUGGCUAAUCCACACCUUGCAUUGGCUGCGAUCCUCGGUGCUGGAAUGCUGGGUAUCAAUUCAAGGAGAGCCCUGAACCAGAAGGAUAUGGCAUUUGGGUACGCCGCUGGAUUAGAUGAGGCCACUCGCAAGGGGACUCGGAGCCGACUUGCCCAAGAUGCGAGUUUGGUGACUUUGUUUGGAGAAGAGACUAUCAAAGGAUACCUUGCCACUAACAAGAUAGUGGCCGAAUGGCUUGAGAGCGCUGGCGGCAAAGACGAGAACACAAGGAGACUGAUUGAACAUUUCUAACCGUGGCUUUUCGGGUGGCGCUGUAGCGGGGAGGAGCGGCUCGUUUUUCCCAUUGAGGGUGGGGUGUUGUUUAUGGAUGAAGAUGUGCCCUCUUCAUCUUUGCAACUAGAAGCACAGGCAGAUGAGGCAUAUUAGAAGCAGACCCCUAUCUCCACGCAUCUGUAUGGAGAUGUGUCCCAAUGAAAUCCACAAAGUGCC
Messenger RNA from Cantharellus anzutake, 1574 nucleotides. Its product is annotated as glutamine synthetase guanido kinase. Gene Ontology annotation, molecular function: glutamine synthetase activity. Bases 63 to 1376 code for a protein of 437 amino acids. NCBI's taxonomy places the organism in Eukaryota, Fungi, Basidiomycota, Agaricomycetes, Cantharellales, Hydnaceae. The transcript is spliced from 8 exons. The record is from RefSeq and is a predicted model, not a curated record.